Messenger RNA from Penicillium canariense, 1173 nucleotides. Its product is annotated as class I SAM-dependent methyltransferase. The coding region runs from base 1 to 1173 and encodes 390 amino acids. Lineage: Eukaryota; Fungi; Ascomycota; Eurotiomycetes; Eurotiales; Aspergillaceae. The transcript has 3 exons. Gene Ontology annotation, molecular function: methyltransferase activity. The record is from RefSeq and is a predicted model, not a curated record.
AUGGACGGCAAACCCAUUCAGUCAUCGAAGGAGGACCCUCGCCGAUCUCCUGCACCAGAAAACCUGGCCCCGGACGAGGAUCAGACGGAGCAAGUAUGCACGAGCUCCGAGCCCGAGUCCGAUGAUGACUCCGACAUUGAGUCUCACAGCGAAGCAUCCAUCCAAUCCACCCGCUCCUACUCCUCCCUAACCCUUCAACACACCCACGAAAACAACCGCCGCUAUGCAGAUGACACAUAUUUCAUGCCCAACGACGAACCAGAACUCACCCGCCUCAACAUCCCGCCCCCUCCCCCCUCCCCAACCCCGCGCAUCCUCGACAUCGGCACCGGCCCCGGCGACUGGGCCAUCGAAAUGAGUGCCGCCCAUCCAUCCGCCACAAUCGUCGCCUCCGACCUGACCAUCUUCGACUCGGGCGUCGGCCACCUAGCCCUCCCCAACGUCGACUUCCAGCUCGCCGACGCUCGCACAGAGUGGACCUACCAUGAACCGUUUGACCUGAUCCAUCUCCGCGGACUAUCUGGCGCAUUCCAGGACUGGGGUGCGACGUAUGCGCAGGCGUUUGCGCAUCUGAGGCCUGGCGGGUAUAUUGAAGUCGCGGACGCCGAUCCAGCCGGCGAUACUAUCGCUUUCUCCCCGCAAUACGCAUCGGAAGCAGGAUCGGGACUGGGCUCGGCAUCUGAAACACCGGCGCUACAAACCUAUGCGGCUGCCCUGCGCGCCGCCGCGUCCGCGGCGAACUACCCACGCAGCCUGGCACAUCUGAACACAGACGCUCUCGUAGCCGCAGGCUUCGUGGACGUGCGCGUCCUCGAGCGCACAAUCCCCAUCGGUCUAUGGCCAGACGACAUGGCUGAGAAAUCGCUCGGCAAGAUGGCCCUCAUCGCAUUGCUGGAGGGGCUGGAGGCGUAUGCGCUGCGGCCGCUGACGGCACAUGGCGGGUAUGGCGUUGAGGAGGCGCGGGACCUGUGUGAUGCUGUUAGGGGGGAGUUGCUUGCGGUGAGGGGGUUGACGGCGCGGGUGAGGAUUGUUACGGCGAGACGGCCUAUUACGUUUGCGCAGAAGAGGGUCGAUCUGCUUGCUAGGGCUAUGGAGAGGGCUAAGUUCUUGCAGGAGGGUGUGGCGGUGGGAGAUGGAGAGAGAAGUGGAGAGGAAGAUAGAGAGAGGGGAUAG